UGUUAUGACUUAAAAGAGUCUGAAAAUAUGAUUAUUUAAAAUCUGUGAAAAUGACCACGAUGCACGUACUGUCUUGCAACUGAAUACAUCUAGGUGAUGUGGGUCAAAUCCGACCCUACGGGGAGUAGUGCGAUGGUAAGAGAGUGGCGAUGGCAUUAUAUUAAACAGUUCCUCAGAACAUUCCCCAUUGUACAGACGAUAAAAACACAGAGGGAGCUCACAUCCCUUCGGAGGUUUAAGGGUUCUAGAUCGUCUGUGAGCAUCGGAUCGCUGACAAUACGAACAGCCCAACGUUGCAUGGAGUCUAGUGGAAGAAGUUGGUGCUGUGGGGUACCGGAUCAGAGAUCUGAAUUCUGUGAGGCCACAAGAAAUUGCCUCCGAGAUGUUAAUCUCCGGGGACAUUGCUCUGCGGCUGUUUCACGAUACACGACUUUGAUUACAGUUACUUCGACGCUAAAAACGUUGAGUAACUGAUAUGUUACUAUACAAAAAGAAUAUAAUAAUAAAUAUAUAUGUAUAUAAACGA
Molecule: messenger RNA, 526 nt
Organism: Danaus plexippus (monarch butterfly)
Lineage: Eukaryota; Metazoa; Arthropoda; Insecta; Lepidoptera; Nymphalidae
Exons: 2
Coding region: 97-474 (125 amino acids)
Source: RefSeq, a predicted model, not a curated record